Panicum virgatum (switchgrass) is the source of this 2749-nucleotide messenger RNA. RefSeq names its product G-type lectin S-receptor-like serine/threonine-protein kinase B120. The record is from RefSeq and is a predicted model, not a curated record. Gene Ontology annotation, biological process: protein phosphorylation; recognition of pollen. Gene Ontology annotation, molecular function: protein serine/threonine kinase activity; ATP binding. NCBI's taxonomy places the organism in Eukaryota, Viridiplantae, Streptophyta, Magnoliopsida, Poales, Poaceae. The transcript has 7 exons. Bases 91 to 2553 code for a protein of 820 amino acids.
ACUCUUUUUAACAGUUGUGUGCAAGCAUUCAAAGAAAAAAAAAACAGUUGUGUGCACAUCUAUCUGUAAAAGGGGAGGCAAGGCAAACCAAUGGGUUUGGCUUCCCGUUCCACCGUGCUCCUCCUCCUUUCUUGGGUUUCUUUAUGCAUAUCCACUGACCAGCUCUCACCUGCCAAACCACUCAUAUUCCCCGACGGCAAGCUCAUCUCCAACAAUGGCGUCUUCGCUCUGGGCUUCUUCUCCCCAACCAACUCAAGCACACGCUUCUACAUCGGCAUAUGGUACAACAACGACCCCGCGCACCUCACCGUCGUGUGGGUCGCCAACCGUGGCAGCCCAAUCGUCACCCCUUCCUCAGCGACGCUCGCGGUAACGAACCGGUCUGACCUCGUCCUGUCAGACACUCGAGGCCGCAUCUACUGGACUACGACGAACAACAUCACCGCCACCGGCACCGGAGGCACGGCGGCGGCGCUGCUCGACGACAAGGGCAACCUGGUCCUCCGGUCAUCCGAAGGCGCAACCCUGUGGCAGAGCUUCGAUCACCCGACCGACACCAUCCUCCCCGGCAUGCCGGUCUGGGUGAACUACCGGACACGCUUCACGCAGAGCCAGCUGGUUUCUUGGAGAAGCCCCGAGGACCCGUCCGCCGGCGACUUCUCCCUGGGCGCGGACGUCAGCUCGGGCAUCCAGUAUGUCCUCAAGGACGGGCCCCGCUUGCUGUGGCGCAGCGGGGCUUGGAACGGCGAGAUGGUCCUGGAUUACACGCCCAACAAUUCCAGCACCGUCAUAAUCAUGUCCAUCGUCACCAACGGCGACGACAUCUCGCUCAUGUUCAGCGUCUCCGACGGCUCGCCGAGCAUGUACGUCAGGGUGAUCCACACGGGCAGGUACGAGUUCACCGUCUGGAACCGCACCGCGGCGGCGUGGACAGUCCUGGAGGCACACCCUGGUGCUGGAUGCGACCGGUACGCGGCGUGCGGCCCGUUCGGGUACUGCGACGCCACGGAAGCCUCGCCGGCGUGCAAGUGCCCCGACGGGUUCGAGCGCGACGGGACCAGCCCGUCCGGCGGAUGCACGAGGAAAGAGCCGCUCCGGUGCGGCGGCGGAGACUACUUCGCGACCUUGCCGGGCGUGAAGACGCCAGCGAUGCCCGUGUUCGUCAGGAACAGAAGCUUCGACGGCUGCACGGCGGAGUGCCGUGGCAACUGCUCGUGCACGGCCUACGCUUACACCAACCUGAGCACCGCCAUUAGCGGGGGCGACAUGUCCAGGUGCUUGCUGUGGUUCGGCGAGCUUGUCGACAUAGCCAAGGACGUGAACAUCGAUGGAGAGAAUCUAUAUCUCCGUCUUGCCGGCUCAUCAACAGUUCCAAAGAAGAGCAAUUUGGUGAAGAUUUUCCUUCCGAUUACAACAUUCGUUCUGCUGCUCGCAUUUGCAGCCCUUGUCUGGACAUACAAAUACAGAGGCACGCGGCGAAAGAAGAAAGUGCAGAAGAGAUUGAUGUUACAAUACUUGAGGUCUACGGACGAAACUGGGGACAAGAACAUAGAGUUUCCAUUUAUUAGCUUCGAUGAUAUUGUUGCGGCAACAGACAACUUCUCUGAUGCCAAUAUGCUUGGGAAGGGAGGUUUUGGCAAAGUUUACAAGGGACUGUUGGCAGGCACCAAUGAAGUAGCCGUCAAGAGACUUAGCAAGAGUUCUGGGCAAGGCACCGAGGAAUUUAGAAACGAAGUAGUCUUGAUUGCAAAAUUGCAGCACAAGAACCUAGUUAGGCUUCUCGGUUGUUGUAUUCAUCAAGAUGAGAAGCUAUUAGUCUAUGAAUACUUGCCCAACAAAAGCUUGGAUUACUUCCUCUUUGACUCUGAAAGAAACCUAAUGCUUCAAUGGCCGACAAGGUUCAAGAUAAUCAAGGGAGUAGCACGAGGAAUGAUGUAUCUCCAUCAUGACUCCAGAUUAACUAUAAUCCACAGAGAUCUCAAAGCAAGCAACAUUUUGUUAGAUAAAGAGAUGAUCCCAAAGAUAUCAGAUUUCGGCAUGGCUAGGAUAUUCGGUGGCGACCUGCAUGAAGCAAAUACAAACCGGGUUGUUGGAACAUAUGGCUAUAUGUCCCCUGAAUAUGCAAUGGAGGGAGCAUUUUCAGUCAAGUCAGACACCUACAGCUUUGGUGUUCUGCUAUUGGAGAUUGUGAGUGGAUUAAAGAUCAGCUCUCCAAACCUUAUCAUCGGUUUUCCUAACCUUAUAGUCUAUGCAUGGAACCUAUGGAAAGAUAGCAAUAUAGAAAAUUUGGUGGACUCAUCUGUUAAGGAGGAUUAUCGCCUCGAUGAAGUUUCACGAUGCAUCCAUAUAGGACUUCUGUGCGUUCAAGACAGUCCAAACUGUAGGCCACUCAUGUCAGCAGUUGUAUUCAUGCUCGAGAACAAAACCACGCCACUUCCAACACCAAUGCAGCCUGUGUAUUUUUCCUGUAGGGACGCUGACCCUGGAAGAGCUGGCAACAGUAGGGUAUUGUCCAUGAAUGACAUGAGCCUCACAGCACUAGAAGGCCGUUAAAUUUUGAACGCCAACGUGUAGUCCAUCUGAAUUUGGUAAAUUUGCAACAGUGUAGAGUCUUAGCUUAACUGUAUAAUGUAUAUAUAUAUGUGAAUUCCAGGAUAGGUGAUUGUUCUACUAGUGUUUGAGGAAGAUGUUGAAUCAUAUUUAUAUUGCCAUAUUGCUAAGAGAAAAAUGGAUGAAAAGUCAUUAUACC